AUGACAGAUGUACAGUUAGUUAGUGUAUUCCAAAAGUUGAGAAAGAUCGUUGAGGAGACUCAGGUCUACUGUAAACGUGUAGACUUCUUGAAAGAGAAUGGUUUACCAAUUGCAAGCAAUAACAAUCUAUUCGAAGAGGAUGACGAUUUGUUGUUCCCACUUGAGAUUGGUAAUGAGAUGUAUUUGAAAGCAUUGACUGUAUAUCAACAACAUAAGACAUUCAUAGAAAAUAUAGAGAAGUCAAUCAACAAGUGUGUAGAUAAGAUUGGAAAGAAUGAACGAUCAAAGUCGAUUGCCAAUCAUCUUUCAGCGACAACGAAUUCAUCUUCUUCGUCUAGUGAUGAAGACACUGAGAAACAAGACAAGCGCACUACAAACAAACGAAAGACAAUGAGCUCAAAUAGCAGUGGCGGUGGCAGUCUGACCCAGAAGAUAAAGCGUGUAAAGCAACCAACUGAGCCACCAAGCAAUGGUGCCACUGCUGCCGCAGCUUCAUCCACAACAACCACCACCACCUCCACCUCAUCCACAACAACCACCGAAUCACCUAUAACCGAAGCAAAAGAGGUAUCACCGACCACCUCCCAGAAAUCAACUCCAGCUGGUGCACCUGCUGCCCCAGCUCCGUCGGCGGCCACACCCGAAUCCAUCCCGAUUGGCACACAGGUUGCGGCCAAGGACCGAUCAAACAACUGGAUCCUGGCCAAGGUGAACUCGUUCAACGCCAAGACACAAAAGUAUGAGCUGAUCGAUGAGGAUGAAGCAGAGUCCAAGAAGUUCACGGUCAGUCUAAAGGACAUCAUUCAGCUGCCGACUACCGCCGCCCUGGCCAACACAUUCGCCACCAACACCAAGGUACUGGCGAUGUUCCCCGACACGACCACAUUCUAUCCAGCUCUCGUGGUAGGCUCACAGAAGAUCAAGAACAAGACCACUCAGUACACUCUGCACUUUGACGAUGACGCUGGAGAGAAUGGACAAACACCAAACAGGAAGGUAGCUGCCCAAUAUGUAAUACUAAAACAGUAA
This is a messenger RNA of Acytostelium subglobosum LB1, 1029 nucleotides long. RefSeq lists its product as hypothetical. The record is from RefSeq and is a predicted model, not a curated record. NCBI's taxonomy places the organism in Eukaryota, Evosea, Eumycetozoa, Acytosteliales, Acytosteliaceae. The transcript is spliced from 3 exons. Bases 1 to 1029 code for a protein of 342 amino acids. Gene Ontology annotation, cellular component: SAGA complex.